GUACACAAGCAGGAAGUAACAACCCGCGCCUCACAACACACCUCCAACAUUUUAGAAUUUUAAGUAAUUUCCUGCAUUUUACAGCUCUGGGACUCAUAUUACAUACGGGUUUGUGGUAAAAAUGGAGGGGGAAGCUCUAAAGAUUUUUAAAGAAGAGGAGGACUUGGAGGAACCAGUGCCUGUACAAGAGCUAAAAAUAUUGGAAGAGGAAACCAGGAUUGCUAGUUCUGUCUAUCGACAUGUGGUACAUCAGCAAGCAGUGGAGGAGGUGGCAGAAGCUGCAGCACUCCAUCCAAGGCAGGAGUUCCUGGUCAGGGCAAAGGAGGAGCCAGGGACAUCUCCAUCAGGUUUACCACUUGUACAGAGAUUCCCAUCUCUGCCCCACAGUGCAGGGGGUUCAGAUAGAUCUGAAUCUGGAAUGCAGUUGCGUUAUUCUGGGACUGGAAGUACCGAUGCUGGAGACAGCGGAGGUCGUGAUGACUCUCUGGAAGAGCUCAUGAGUCUGCCACCCACCCUUGAAACUGCUCUGAAGAUCAACAUGACCUUGCAGCGCAACUACCGAGAAAGAAUUCAAGACCUGGAGAAGGUGCUACAAAAUAGUGAAAACAGACUGAGAAAGUUGAAAGAAGAAAUAAGUGAAGACAGAUUUGCUUGUGACAAAGAAUAUAGGUGGGAUCCAAAUGGAAAGGCACCCAUGCGCAUCUCUCAUUUUUGUGUUCCAUAUUUUAAAAAUCGCAGUGGAAUGAAUGCCCCAAAGAAUGAAGAUGCAAAAUUUAAAGUAGAUAAUGGCUACUUGGACCUCUACACAACUCGCACCCGGCCAUGGAUGGUAAGUGAGGGUGAGACACUGGAGAAUGUAGUCCUGAAGGAGUGGAAGGAGUACAAGAUCAAGACUUGGAACUCAAAAUUACGAGAGUUGGAGCGCAAGCAACGGAACAUGGUGGCCGAGCAGAACGAUAAGAUGGUCAAAACUCUAGAUGAAGAAAUAAAAGAAUGUAAAAGUUGCAUUGAUGUUCUGCACAAGACGCCUUCGGAAAACAUCAGGCCCAAACGAGGAGCUAAAAUGGAUUGGGAAAAGAUAGCUGCCCAAGCGUUUGAUGGUCACCGGAGCUCUGAGGAAUGUCGUCUGCAGUGGGAGAACCUGCUCCACCCAUUGAUCAACCGCUCACCGUGGACUGAGGAAGAAGAUCUUGCACUCCAGGAAGUAGUGUUGAAUUCUGGGCCAAAAGUUCCUGACUGGGAAGCAAUUGCCGAUUAUCUGAAUACCAAUCGGACAGCUUUCUUGGUAAUGCAGCGAUGGGUGUCUUUCAUAGACCCAGCAUUACACCCAGCCAAGUGGACUCCUGAGACCACACAGAGACUCAUUGACACUGUUAACAUGCUGCGGAUUGGCACCCAUAUACCCUGGGCACAGGUUCACCAACACAUGGUGGGAUUCAGCCGUGCUCAGCUUCAGAGUCGCUGGAGGAUGAUCAACCCUGAACAGUCGAAAGGGCCAUUCACAGUUGAGGAAGACUUUAUACUCAUUAAGGGCUUGCACAUGUUUGGGCUAAACUUUGCCAAUAUUGCCCACUUUAUGCCAGGUCGCUCAGUUAUUCAAGUGAGGGACAGGUUCAAGCGGACCAUCUUACUGGGGAUAACCUCUAAGCCAUGGACAAGAGAACUGUUACUUGGCACUAUUUUUUUGCAGGCACCUCCACCCCUGUUUCCAGUGAGCAUGACAGUUGACCCAGUCCAGAUCAAAGAGAUACGCAAGCAUCUGUUGCUGGAAAAUAACAGAGCGAAGGAGCUUGUCGACAGGAGUCGAAGAGGGAUGGAUGUGAAAAGUGUUGUGAAGGAACUGGAAAAUCGUCGCCUGAUGAUUAAAGCUCGUAAGGCUGAUUGGUCAGUGGAAAGAAUGAAGCGUGCAACAGAGCGGCGGGGACGGAGACCGGGGGUUCCUAAUCCUCACCAUACAUCUGUGCCAGAACUUCUGCUGAUAGAUUUCUUCAUACCUUGCAGACAUUAUCCUACAAAUUUUUCAAAUGCAUGUAAACUAAUAGAACAAUUAUUUACAGGUGUGGAUUGUGAGGCAUGCACACUGACUUGCCCAGAGAGUAUCCCACUUCUUCCUCCCAACCAGACCACUCUGGGUGCACUCCGAUCACUCCUGUUGAACCGUCCCAAGUUGACUGAAAUGGCUUCAGAUAAUUUCUUAUUUCUCAAUGCAACCCGAGAUGAAUUGGUAAGGCUAGGAUUACAUCCAAAGUCAAGCAUGCUGCGACGUUGUGGGCUGUCAGGCAUGCCUUCUAUGGACAAAAAUUAUUCUGAAGAAACUGCAGCAGGUUCUAAUGAAGAUCAGAACAUCAGUGGAUUGGUAGCGGGUAAUGUGACAAGGUUGCGGUGGGAGGUUUUACCAGAAAGCUUGCCUGGCCCAAGUGGGUGGCAUCCUGGAGAAUACUCAGGAGUGGAGAACGAAGGGAAAUCUGAUGUUGCCUGUAGGUCUGACCUAAAAGCAUCUGGGCCAGCUAAACCUGGCAAGAAAAGGAAGCAGUCACCAAUGAAAAUCCACAUCACCUCGAUGAUGAUCAAUGAACAUGGACAAAAAAAUCGACCAAAGAAGAGGAAGUGCAGCUUGUAUGCAGAGAAGCGAGGCGAGGGCAGAAUUAAUACAUAUCCUAGUGGUAAACACAGAAUAGAAGUGAUAGUGCCAGGUGACGAGCCAGCUGAACCACCAGUGGUAGACUCAGGGUCCCUUAGGCAAUCUGCAAAAACUGAACAGGCUGUACAAGACCAGUGCCAAGAAGAAAUACAACAACCAGAAAGGCAAUCAAGAAGUCAAAUUACUCGCGAACAUAGUGAAAAAUUGUUGUUUGAGAGAAUGCUUUCCAUCUUCUUCUGGCCAGCCAUGAUGACCAUUAUUGAACCACCUUAUGAGCGCAUAGUGCAAACCAAUGUAAAAAUAAUUCAGAAAGAGAACAUGGAAUCUCCAGACAGUGAAAGUGAGACAAGUUUUAAAAAGAAGUCGAAGAUCAUGCUGACUAAAGAUGAACUGGAUAUCAAGGAGCAAGAGCAGUAUAUCCACCAGCUCUCUAAAAAAGACAUGGAAUAUCGGGCAUGGACUCUUUAUCAGAAGAAUCUUCAAAAGCCAUCAGCUACUAACUUUUCUAAGAAGGGGAAUAAACCCCCAGGAAGGAUUGAGAGAGAGAAUACAGAUACCACUGGUGACCCAGUGGCUGUUGUAAAAGACCGGGGUCAAGUAUUUGAAGUAUUUACUGCUGAACAAAAUAAUGAAGCACACAACUCCCUUGAAGUAGAUGUAGCAGGUAUGAAUUAUAAAAGAAUACAAGGAAAAGGAAAGGGAAGAGCUCGUGGGCGCCCUCAAGGUAGUGUAAUGAAACGUGGGCCUGGACGUCCUCGAGGAAGGAAAUCUGGACAAAGGGCUAAAGCUCCUCAGUGUCCUGAGAUAAAGCCCGAAGAGCUAGCGUCUCUUGUGGUUCCAGUAGGAGAAAACACAGGCGUGGCACUAUUUCGACGCAAACAAAACCUUACCAGUCUGAGGAGGUCACUCGUUAUGAAGAAAAUAUGGGAAGGCCGUCGUAAUGGCUCCUUGCCACCUCGCACAAGUGAGAGAGACAAAAGGAAUUACAAACCACGAGGGUCACGUACACGAGACAGCGUACGCAAGGAACUCCUCAAACCACCUAAAACUCCAAACCCUUGGGACCUUCCACUUGAUGGACCCAUGAGAGUCCAACCUCAGGUGCCUCUUGACUAUGAAAGGUUUAAAUUACAACCACUUGCAGUACUCCAUAGACCAUCAUCAUCAGGCAAUCAAGCAUCAACUUCACAUGAAGAUACACAGUCUUAACUUCACCCUUUUCACUGUCUUGUACAUAUACAUUAUUGAUGCCAGGGUUGCUUACGUAGAUCUACAUUUUGAGCACAGCUUCCUUGGAUAAACUGUGAGUAGUAAAUUUUGCCCUAGACUUGAGAGAAUGGGUCUAUGCAAUGAAGUGAGUGUACACACUAUAAAAAAAAUCCUGCCCCAUGCAGUGCAUGAUCAGAAAAGUAAACCUGGCCUUGGGUUGGAUUUAAAGUCGAGACCUCAAGUUGUUCUCUAGCAUGGUUUUAUUGGCCGUUUCUUGGUAUCACUUGAUAGAAUGAAAGACAUAUUGCUGAAAUUGAGAUGAUUUUGAUUGGUUUCAGGAUUGGAAGCAGCUUGAAAUUUUGUUGAAAGUAAGACCUCACCCUGCAUUCCACCUGCCCCCCAAUCAUUUUUUUUUCUGAUUAAAUUAAAUAAAAUAUAAAAAUAUAUAAAAUAUUAUUUCUUUGGUAAGGUUACAGUGUGUGUUUACAUUUCAUAAUAUGAUUGGUACAAAGAAGGUCACUAUCAUGCCGAUUCAUUUUGAGCAGACUUAACCUAAUACUUAUAGACUACAUAAGUCUAGAGAGGUGAAGAGUGGUAGAAUACAAUAUUCAGUAUUUUACUCUUUUAUUAAUAUGAGGUAGUACAAUUAAUGAUACAAACAUACAUUUUAAAAUUUGUAAUAAUGACUUAAUAAUUAAAGAGUAAUAAAAUAUUUGGGAGAGUUGCUUUAAAUUUGGUUAGAGUUUAGCAUAGUGUGGGUAUGGUUGUUAUUGAGAGAUGAGAUGAUUUUUGAGUAUAGUCCUAAAUUGGUUUGUGGGUAGGAUACCUCUUGCUGUUUCAGGCAAAGAGUUCCAGAUCUUUGGGCCCUUUAUGUGCAUUGCAUUUUUGCAUAGUGUGAGACGGACAUGAGGGAUGUCAAAAAGUGUUUUGUGCCUCGUGGAAUUGGCUUAAAAUAAGACUCAAAUUGGGCAAAAUUGCCAAUGUGUAAAGUGCAUCCAGACCACCAACUUUACACCAGUGUAAUUCCAUAAAUUUUUUAUUAAUACAUAUAUUUUGUAUUGUUCGUGUCAGUACCUUCAGAAAACGAUUCUCUACCAUUUCAGAUGAUUUUUUUUAAUGCCAACACUAAACAGGUAAUUUUGGAGUUUCAGACUGUGAAGGAGUUAAAUAUUGUACUGGUACUCAGCUCUGUAAUCAAAUAUUUUAUAAGGUUGAUGCUGUCAAAUGAAUUUAUUGUUCUU
This is a messenger RNA of Cherax quadricarinatus, 5091 nucleotides long. The record is from RefSeq and is a predicted model, not a curated record. NCBI's taxonomy places the organism in Eukaryota, Metazoa, Arthropoda, Malacostraca, Decapoda, Parastacidae.